AUGGAAUCUCCUGCAGACACAAACCUGGGAGGAUCCGACGAGGAGUCCAGGCUGAGGUCAGAGGAGACAAGGACGAGGUCGACGGGCCCCGUGACUUCCUGGGAGGCGGAGCUGACAUCGAUCCAGCACUCACUGAAGUUUGUGCUGAAGCUGAAAGACGAGUUCAUUUGUCCGAUCUGUGGAGGAGUCGUCCUCAACCCACAGCAGAACUCCUGUGGACACAUCUACUGUUUCCACUGUCUUCAGACACUGCUGGAAACUUCUUCAUCGUCCAGUCCAGUUUGUCCAGUAGAUGGUGCUGUGAUCACACCAGCUGAGGUUUUCCAGGACAACUGCUGCAAACGAGAAAUCUCCACUUUACAGGUUUUCUGCACAAACUCCCCAGCAUGCACUUGUGUUGUCACUUUACACCACCUACAGGAACACCUGAGGUCGUGUCAGUUCGAGCCGCUGCAGUGCAUCAAUCCAGGCUGCAGGGCGGUGCUACAGAGGAGAUUCCUGCAGGAACACCUGACCGACACAUGUCCUCAGCGCACGGAGUCCUGUCCUCACUGUGGACAACCUCAGCAGCUCCACCUCCUGCAGGAACACGUUCAGAGCUUGUGUCCAGAUGUGGAGGUGGACUGUCUCAACACCUGCUUCCAGAAGGUUCUCAGACACAAGCUCGUGGAGCAUCAAGAGUUGUGUCCUGAAGUUCACGUCAGCUGUUCAUACAGCAGGUUCGGGUGCUCUGUUCAGGGUAAAAGAGGGACAGUGGACGUUCAUGAAGACGCUGCUGUCAAUCAUCACAUGCUGCUGGUGCUGAGGAGCAACGACCACCUGGAACAACAGGUGGAAGUUCUCCAGCAGGAGGUGCUGUUGAGGCAGCAGGAGGUUCAGACGGACAGUUUGCUGCUCGCUGGUCUGCAGAAAAAGAUUCGACCGCUGCUGCAGCAGAGUGACAUUCAAGAAAGCGACGUCUCUGCGUCUCAGAGGACGCAGAGCAGGCAGGACGACGUCCUGUCCACCGUCCUCUUGGACGUCCAGCAGGUGUCUCGGGGACUUCCUGGUCUGGAGGAGCUGGAGCAGCUCAGACGGUCUCUGGACGCCGUGACACAGGAAGUGUCGACGGCCGAGGCGCUGAAAGAACAUCUGGGACGUGUGGAGGACAACGUGAAGGACCACUCGUGUCUCCUGGAUCUUCAUGAAGCUCAGCUCAGCUGUAAUAAGCAGCGUCUUCAGGAGCUCGAGGCCACGUCGUACGACGGCAAACUCAUCUGGAAGAUCCAGGACUUCAGGAGGAAGAGAGACGCAGAGGUCAGAGGUCAAACGCCGUGCCUGAGCAGCGUGCCGUUCCACGCCGGACGCUGCGGCUACAAAAUGGCCGUCAAAGCUUACCUGAACGGUGAUGGCGAAGGCCGCGGGACUCACCUGUCCCUGUACGUGGUCCUGAUGCCUGGGGACUUUGACGCGCUGCUGCCGUGGCCGUUCAGACAAACCGUGUCUCUGUCGCUCCUGGACCAGAGCGGCGCCGCCGACCACCGCAGCCUCAGCUUCAGACCCGACCCCGCGUCUAAGAGCUUCCAGCAGCCUGAUACCAGGGCUGCGAGUAACCUGGCCGUGGGCUUCUCCUGCUUCUGUCCCCUCGAUGAGCUCCAAGACACCAGGGAUGCGGCAUACGUCCGAGACGACACGCUGUUUGUCAGAGUGAAGGUGGACAUGUCGGGUUUAGACUUGUGA
Messenger RNA from Solea solea (common sole), 1719 nucleotides. RefSeq names its product Tnf receptor-associated factor 5 (gene traf5). Gene Ontology annotation, biological process: protein K63-linked ubiquitination; regulation of canonical NF-kappaB signal transduction; regulation of apoptotic process. The transcript has 10 exons. Gene Ontology annotation, cellular component: plasma membrane signaling receptor complex. Gene Ontology annotation, molecular function: zinc ion binding; thioesterase binding. The coding region runs from base 1 to 1719 and encodes 572 amino acids. NCBI's taxonomy places the organism in Eukaryota, Metazoa, Chordata, Actinopteri, Pleuronectiformes, Soleidae. The record is from RefSeq and is a predicted model, not a curated record.